Messenger RNA from Brienomyrus brachyistius, 3141 nucleotides. RefSeq names its product patatin-like phospholipase domain containing 3 (gene pnpla3). Bases 219 to 1583 code for a protein of 454 amino acids. Lineage: Eukaryota; Metazoa; Chordata; Actinopteri; Osteoglossiformes; Mormyridae. Gene Ontology annotation, molecular function: triacylglycerol lipase activity. Gene Ontology annotation, biological process: lipid homeostasis; triglyceride catabolic process; positive regulation of triglyceride catabolic process. Gene Ontology annotation, cellular component: membrane; cytoplasm; lipid droplet. The transcript has 9 exons. The record is from RefSeq and is a predicted model, not a curated record.
CAUUGAUAGCGUUAAUAAGAAAAACAUGAGAUUUCCAGAAGUUAUUUAUUCGAGUGUGGGCUGCUUUUACCUUGUAUACAUUUUAUACUUUUUAGAACAGAAGCAGACCGCCUUUCUAAAUGUCUUAUUUUCUAGAAAAUCUCAAGUAGCCGAUAUAUUUAUAUAUUCGUAAUAUUUGUAGAUAUUUCCUGCAAAAAAAACUUUUUUUCUAGCAGGGUAUGUUAGACUUAGAGGGAGGAUGGAACAUUUCCUUUGCUGGCUGUGGCUUUUUGGGCGUCUACCACAUCGGGGUGGCCGGUUGUUUGCUGGAGCGAGCCCCGUAUCUGGUUGAAGGCGCCACGAAGAUAUACGGGGCUUCGGCUGGUUCCUUGACUGCCUCCGUACUUGCCACGCGUGCCUCAUUAGAAAGGUGCUGUGAAGAUGUGCUCAUUCUGGCCAGGGAGGCACGUAAGCGUAGCCUGGGACCCCUCCACCCCAGCUUCAAGUGCUCGAAGGUCAUCAGGGCGGGGCUCGAGCGAGACAUGCCAGCCGAUGCCCACCGCCACGCCUCCGGGCGCCUCUGCGUGUCCCUCACGCGGGUGUCUGAUGGGGAGAACGUGCUGGUGUCCCAGUUUGACACCAGGGAGGAGCUCAUCCAGGCUUUACUCUGCAGCUGCUUCGUUCCCAUGUACUGUGGUCUGAUCCCGCCAUCUUUCCGUGGAAUGCGUUACGUGGACGGAGGCAUGAGCGACAACUUGCCCCUGUAUGCACUGAAGAACACCAUCACUGUGUCCCCGUUCGCCGGCGAGAGCGACAUCUGCCCUAAGGACAGCUCCAUAAGCUUCCACGAGUUGCGCAUCACCAACACCAGCAUCCAGAUGAAUGUGGAUAACGUGUACCGGCUUAGCAGAGCUCUCUUCCCACCGGAGCCCAAGGUGCUGGCUGAGAUGUGCCAGAGUGGGUAUAAGGACACACUUCGCUUCCUUAAACAGAACAACCUCCUGAGGCUGGACUGCCCGUCCGCUGGCCUCUCCGUGGAAGACGGCCAGUGCCUUGCACCCGCCUGCCAUUGUUUCUCCGUGGCAAAGAGCAGCCCGUCGUUGCACGGGAAGCCUGUCACCACAGAGGGCGCCCGGGCAUGGGUGCUGCGGAGACUGCGUCGCAUGCGGAGGCAGCACUGGUGUCGCGACGAGCAGAUCGUCGAUUGCCUGCCGCCCUCUCUAAAGCAGGUUUUCCUCGAGGCCUGCAUGGAAAAGCAUGGUCUGUAUGCCCAGGUGACGGACAUGCUGCCUGUGCGCGUCGCCUCCUACAUCCUGCUGCCCUGCACCCUCCCCGUGGAAUCAGCCUACUCUGUUAUCCAGAGGUUUCUGGAGUGGAUGCCAGAGGUGCCCGAGGACCUGAACUGGUUGUGUGGUGUGGCCAAAACUGCGUACCAGCAACUGUGGAAGGGAAGCAAGGCCUCGCUGCAGAUGUGUGUGGACGUGCCCAGAUCCCUAAACCUCGCCCUGUUCACACCCGAAGUCUACUACCAGCUCUCCACCAGCAACCUCCACCGCUACCAUUUGGACCCUCUCAGCGUCUUGACCCAAGCACUCACCCCUUAAGGAGAAGCUCUCUGUCUGCAUCCUAAGCCAGGAAUUGCACAAUGGCAUGCCCCAGACUGUAACCUUUGACCUCUGACCUCUGUUGCUUUUACUACCAGUAGAGCACAGAACUCUGCAGUUUCAUCUUGUUAGCGGACUCAGAGCAAACUUGGGCCUCAAGUUUCUUAAUGGAUUGUCUUGUGACGUGACUCCACUAACUGGGCCAUGUUGGAAGUGUCUGUGCUGCAUUGGUAUCCUCUGUAGGGCACUUUGCCUCUUUAUUUACCUCAGUAAGCAGGUUUGUCAUCAUUAAAAUAAUUUGUGGAGCACCCUGCCAGAACACAGCCAGGAGGACCUCACACCGUAUCUCUUACCAGCAAGAAAUCAUAAAUUGCAUCAUUUCCUGUGUAUGCUUAACAAUUCUGUACCUAUACCAGUGCAUAUACUGAUUAUUCUUAUUGCCAAAUUGGGCAAUAAUAGAAAUUUGCACACCUUAACUAUUGGUUCCAUGUUCACCAUCUUCAGUCAGGGUGAGGGUUUUCUGUCCUAUGUAGCAUAGGAAAGUAGAAAUAAAUUUCAAGUAAUUAACUUAAUGACUGAUACUUUAUUGAUCCCUGUGGGGAAAUUCUCUUUACGGCUCCCCUGACUUCCUCUCUGUAGAUGAGAGUAAGCAGGCUGUGAAGGGCAGCCGCCCAUAGCGGCACCUAGGCUGCUGGGGGGCGGGGGCUCUGGACCCCCAUGACCCUGCAUAGGACAAGCAUGUAUAGAAUGGAUGGAUGUGUGGUAACAUAGGUUUUAAUUGCAUAUGUAUAAGAGCGCUUACUGUUUUUUGAAAUGGGCGUCAGCCAAGUUAGAAUUAAAAUUCACAGUUUUUUUGUUGCUGUAUGGGUAGGGAUACCUUUUUAGUCUAGCUGGAGAAAAAGCCUAAUUUUCCUUGUAUUUCUUAUGGUGCUAUAAAGGCAUUUUGCCAAAGAUGUGUGAUAAUAUCACUGUGAUUACAAACCUUCACAUUUGUGUUUUUUUUCUUCUUCAGAAAACCUUUUGGUGGGAAAAAUAAUGUUAGUUGCCCGAGGUGCACACUGCCUGACACGUGUGACAUUCCGUUAGUGGGGCUCAGUGUUACAGAGAUCCGCCGGGGAGCAUCUGUGGUCAGUGCCGGCCCUAGUCCAUCUUGUGCUUGCCAGGAGCCGCCCAUGUGUGCAUUUACGAUGUUAAUUUCGAUUUCCCUCAUCCUGCGGAGAAAUUCCACGUCAAUUUUAAUAGCACAUUUUCUAUUUGGUCUAUAUAAGCGUGUAAUUUUACGUUUAGGUGUUUCGCGGUUUCAGCUAAUUUUAUUCUGUACCUUCUCCAAGUGAGGAUUUUAAGCAAUUUUAAGGAUAUUCAUGAUUCUUAGAGCGAGGAUAUUGCUGCAAUGUUAAUUGGCUGCUUGAUCAACCUUACCUAGUGACAGCAAUUAUUACACAUAUUUAUGCGUUUGAAAUGCAUUAAAUAUGUGACUGCUGUUUUUAUAUUUGAAUGCUAUAUUGAUGAAAAAUGACAUUACUGAAAAAAUGCAUCUGCAUUAAAAUCAAUUAUCGUU